Cyprinodon variegatus (sheepshead minnow) is the source of this 4082-nucleotide messenger RNA. It is a transcript of the gene pelp1, whose product is annotated as proline, glutamate and leucine rich protein 1. Gene Ontology annotation, biological process: rRNA processing. Lineage: Eukaryota; Metazoa; Chordata; Actinopteri; Cyprinodontiformes; Cyprinodontidae. The transcript is spliced from 19 exons. Bases 66 to 3812 code for a protein of 1248 amino acids. The record is from RefSeq and is a predicted model, not a curated record. Gene Ontology annotation, cellular component: nucleus.
GAAAUGACGGAGCGGAACGCGGUCGCGGAGUAGUGACGUCACACUGGCGCUGAGGGGGGCGGAAAAUGGCUGCCUCGGCUUGGAUGCAUGGCGCCGCUGCAAUGAGACUCACCGAGGGUUUGGUGUCGGUGCUGAAGGAGCAGCGUCCGGAGUUCCUGUCCGAAGCCUUAGAGAACUACAGAGAACAUGGCGUCUUCUCCUCACAGGGCUCCGGGGACGCCGCGGGGCUCGUGGGCUUCAGCAACGCCAAACUGAGCUCCAGUAAAACCAGGUUCGAGGGGCUGUGCCUGCUCUCCAUGCUGGUGAAGGACAGCUCCAGUGAGCUGUUCCAGCAGCACUGCCUCUCCUGGCUGCGCUCCCUGCAGCAGGUCAUCCAGUCUCAGGCUCCCACUCAGACCAUCCAGCUGGCUGUAAAUAUCCUGAAAGACCUGCUGCAGUACUCCAGUCAGAUAGCAGAGCUGGCCAGGGAGGUCGGCCUCAACUCCAUCCUGGGGAUCCUGACCUCGCUUCUGGGCCUGAAGUCGGAGUGUGAGCUGGCCGCCAUGGAGGGGAUGAAGGCCUGCAUGAUCUACUACCCCAGAGCCUGCGGCUCCCUGAAGGACAAACUAGGAGCGUAUUUCCUCUCUAAGAUGGACAGCGCUAACAGGAAAACGCAGGAGACGGCCUGCCAGGGUUACGGCCGCCUGCCCUGCCUGGGGGGCCUGGCGGACAGGUCGGUGGGGACAGGCAGAGCCGAAGGCUGGACCAAUCAGAUUCAAUGUCUGCUGGCGUCUGGGAACGGCCUCCUGGCUCAGCUCUACCAAGGCUCGGAAACAGAUGAUGCUGUUCAGUAUGGAGGUCCAGGCGUGGAGAUUCGCUUCCCUCAUCUGGAUCAGACGGAUCCGCUGCUCCUUCUGCAGCUCCGCCACAGAUAUGCGGCUGUCUGCCUGGCCAUUAAACACACGCUCAGAGUGGAUCCUGCCUCAGCUGUUCAUCUACCCGUCAGACCCAUCCUCAACCUGGUGUGCCGAGGACUCGCCGUCAACGCCAAGAGCAUAAGUCUGACGGCGGAUGGAAGUCUGAGGCUCCUGGUUCUUCCUGGCGUUCAUAUCAGCACCUUGGAGGUCCUGGCAGAGCUGAUCACUGUGGUCCGUAGCGGGAUGAUGCAGUACGCCGCUGUGAUCCAGAGGCUGUUUUCUCAGACCCUGUCUGCGUGGACGUCUCCUCCUGAAUCCAGCGUGGGGCAGCAGAGAGCCUUCAGCUCAGUGAGGGUCUCCGUCUACAGAACCUUAGAGCUGUGGGUCCAAGUGGUCGGAGCGUCGGCUCACGUCCUCCAAGGGGCCACCAGCCACGCCGAGCUGCUCUUCAACCAGCUGCUGGGCGACAUCAUGCCUGGGGCUGAAUCCAUCAAGCUGCGGGCCGGUCUGUCUGCCGACGUGGUUCCUGGGGGGAAACCUGGGCCUCGGAGAACCAAGCAGCUGGUCAUGGCCGACGCGGCGGGUCCGUCGCUCCAAAGGAAGGGAGACCCUCUGUCCAACCAGGACACCUGCCUGUCGGCCCUGAAAGUCCUGAGGCGCAUCAUUCAGACCAGCGGGACGCUCCUAAAGGACGACAUACACAAGCGCCUCCAUGAGGUGGUGCUGCCGCUGUGCGUCCGCCUCCAGCAGCAGCAGUCUGGGAGCAUGGCGGCGUCUGAAUCAGUGGGAGGCAUCAGCGGCCAGUACAGCAGCGCUCUGACCCGACGUGAACUCUACAGGUUACUGCUGGCCUUGGUUCUGGUCCCGUCUCCAUCCUGGCCUCCGCCUCUGACCUGCGCCGUGUCCAUCCUCAGCAACGGCCGCGUCGACCGCAACCUCAAAGUCUCCUCCUUCUGCAGCGAAGCUCUGACCGUCUGUAACUCCCUCCUUCAUCCCCGCGCUCCGUCCAUAGCCCUGCCGCUGCCCCCGCUGGCCCUGAAACCGGCCCCCACUCCCUCUGUCCUCUCCUGUCAGGGCCCCGCCCCUAGGCUUGCGCUGCCUACCCUCCUCGGAGGCCCCGCCCCCGGCCCACCCUUCUCCGCCCGUCACCCGCUCAGCAUGGCCCCCAAUUCCCUGCUGGGCUCCUUGGAGAACCACCUGGGUCUGGUUCCGGGGCUGCCGGGCCAGGGUUCCGGUCCGGGGGACCUGCUGCUGUCCCCCCACUCGCACUCCCAGACGGACCCUGCUGGGCUGGGGCCCCCGGAGGGCCAGAGGCCCGUGUUCGUCCGCUACGACAAAGAGGAAGCCGAAGACGUGGAGAUCUCUCUGGAGAGCGACUCUGACGACAGCGUGGUCAUCGUCCCCCCCGGGAUGCUCGCUGCCGACAACCCGCCGGACGACCCGGCCGCCAACCCCCAGAGCGUCCUGUCCUCUGCGCCGGGCGGCGCCAUUCCUGCGGGGGAGACGGUCACCUUGGCGACCGCCGCCUCGGCGCAGACGGCUUUAGAUGUGACGUCGCUGCCCGACGAUCUGGUGACCUCCUCCGCGCUCCUCGCCACCUCCAGCGCUCCCAUAAACUCCUUCCCCCCCUCCAGCGGCUCGGUGGUGUCGCUGGUUUCCUCGCUGAGCGCUGCUGCUCCCGCCGGCGGCCAGGCAGACUCAAUGGCGGCCAAACCUCAGCUCCAGCAGAUGCUGAUGCAGCCGUCCUCGGCGGCGGCGCCCGGCCCGAUGGCUUUGCCGCUCCAGAUGCACCAGCUGCAGAACCAGCUGGCCCAGCAGGGGCGCCACCUCCACCAGCAUCCCCCCGCACCUGCCGCCAACGAAGAGUCGGCCGUCAUUAACAUCAACAGCACCGAUGAUGAGGAGGAAGACGAAGAGGACAUGGAGGACGACGAAGAUCUGGAGGAAGAGGAGGAGGACGGCAUCGACGAGGAAGACGAAGAGGAGGAGGGCAGCGAAGAGUUCUACGAGGGGGAGGAGUUUGAGGAAUUUGACGAGGAGGAGGCUGAAGAGCUGGAGGAGGAUGAGGAGGAUGAAGAUGGAGACAUGCCGCCUCUGGAGGGAUCGGAGGACAAGUCUGAGGAGGUGGUCAUGGAGGAAGAGGAGGAGAAGGUGCUGCCAGCAGAGGAGGAGGAAGGAGAGGGCGGCGUGGAGGAGCUGCAGAGCAGCAGAGCUCUGAUGACCAAGGAGAGGCUGAAGGUCCAGGAGGUGGAGAGCAUCGGCGUCCUGGAGGAGGCCAGGGACGACGAUGACAGCGAGCGGAUGGACGACCCCACCAUGCCACAGAUCCUCUGCGUCACUGGCGGGGCGCCGGAGGAGGGAGGCGACGGCGGCCGAGAGGCGGCGGAGGCGGUGGGAGAACUUCAAGAGAAGAUGGAGCUGUGGGAUCGAAGCAUCGAAGACAACGAGCCGGCGGGCGGGCAGAGCCAGCAGGAGCCUGUGACUGAAAGCUCUGAGAAAGAAGAGCCGCCGCCGCCGCUGCUGCUAGAGGAGCAGCCACCGAUGGCGGAAGGUGAGGGCGUGGCCUCAGCAGGAGGAACAGGAGAUCAGGAAGACGCCGCCGCCGCUCCGAGCGUUCCAGAACCAGAGAAAACGGAAGCCGAGCAGGGAGACGGGAAGGAAGAAGAACUGACCAAGCCUGAAGAGGGAGGAGGAGGAGAGGAAGGAGGAAAAGAACAAGAGGAGGAAAGUAAUGAGGAGGAGAAAGGGACGAAGAGGAAGAGGGAGGACGAGAACAUGGAGGAGGAAACGGGUCAGAGUCCUGAGAAGAAAAAGCAGGAAGAUGAAGCCAUGGCCUCCAUGUUGGCAGAUUUCGUGGCGUGUCCUCCUGACGAUGAUGACGGCGGCGCCGCCGCCUCUGGAUCCAAGAAUCCUUAAACACUCUGAAUUUAUCAUCUUGAACAUUUCCGAUGUUUCCUCAGAAGAAUAUUCCUCCUCUGCAGCUUCCAGCUGCUUUUACUGAUGGUGGAAACGGCUUCAUCCUGUUGGUUCCUGGAAACAUGGAGGCUUCCUGUUGCCAUCCUGGAUCCCAUCAGAACCGUUUUUCUGUUUAGUCGUCAUUCAGGUUUCAUUGGUUUCUACGAUGUUUGUUUUCUUUUUGUUUUUCCAUUCUAAUCUGUUGUCUAAUAUUGAAAAAUAAAAUAUUAC